Messenger RNA from Pygocentrus nattereri (red-bellied piranha), 2022 nucleotides. RefSeq names its product doublesex- and mab-3-related transcription factor A1-like. Lineage: Eukaryota; Metazoa; Chordata; Actinopteri; Characiformes; Serrasalmidae. Gene Ontology annotation, biological process: regulation of transcription by RNA polymerase II; sex differentiation. The transcript is spliced from 2 exons. Gene Ontology annotation, cellular component: nucleus. The record is from RefSeq and is a predicted model, not a curated record. Bases 132 to 1193 code for a protein of 353 amino acids. Gene Ontology annotation, molecular function: protein binding; RNA polymerase II cis-regulatory region sequence-specific DNA binding; DNA-binding transcription factor activity, RNA polymerase II-specific.
GUGUGUGUGUGUGUGUGUGUGUGUGUGUGGGCGUGUCCUGGCGUAGUGUUUCGCCUCCACCUGCGCUUUAAGAGCUCCGGACCCUGCGUGCGCUUCUCACUCGCGCUCACCCACACACCCCUUCGUGCAGUAUGUAUGAGUCCGGCCGCUCGCUCUCGCUCCCUCUGCGCGCGCCACUGCUAUUGCGCGCUCCCGCAGGUUUGGAACGCGCCUUCCCGCGGACGCCGAAGUGCGCGCGCUGCCGGAACCACGGCGUCCUGUCCGCGCUGAAGGGCCACAAGCGCGCGUGCCGGUGGCGGGAUUGCGCGUGCGCGCGCUGCGCUCUGAUCGCCGAGAGGCAGAGGGUGAUGGCGGCGCAGGUGGCGCUCAGGAGGCAGCAGGAGCAGGAGAGCAAGAGCAGGACGGAGGGAUACGGUGACCCACUGAACUCAUACAUGUUUAACGGCUUCCUGAUCACGUCCCCGGCAGCCCCGCUGACCUCUCCAGCGUCCAACAGCCCUGUUCUCCCCGGGGAGCCUGUUAAAACGAGUGGGAGCGUGUCUCCCGGCCUCGACCGGCUGUCUGACCGCACCUCCAGCCCUCCAUCUCUCACAUCUUCUGACCAAGAGUCAGGAAGCGAAUGUGAAAAGAUAAAAGCUGCCUCUCCUGACCUGCUGAGCCCGGUGGUGUCCAGCAGGGAACGGGACCCGACCCAGAUUCUGCUGAAGAUUUUUCCUCAUCUCAAACCAGACACUGUGGAAUCAACACUGAGGUCAUGUGCUGGAGACAUUGUGAAGGCCAUCGAAGCUCUUCUGGCCUCCAAAGAUGAAGCACUCACACCACUAUCUGAAAGUCCAUCUCCUUCCAUCACCAGGAACCUUCUGGAAUCUCCAGAAAGUUCAGGAACCCUCAGCUCCAGCUCCGCUUUCUCUCCUUUACACACCUCAGCCACUAAAGCGUUGGCCAGCGACAGCGUGUAUGGGUUGAGUCCUCGUUUUGGGAUCAAUCCGCUUCAUCUAGCCUACUCUGCUUCAUCCACCAGAGGCGCUUUACCCAGUUUUAUAUCGCCGUAUCUUCCUGGACUGCUGCCAGCUUUUCCUCUCCGCACUCCUCUUCAUUACUCUUUCCCUGGGAUGUCAGGCGAACUGCCCUAUCAGGGCAAAGACACUUUCACCGCCACAGGCCUUUACUCCUCUCUCAGCCAUGGAAAAUAAAGCUGUUAUUAUUACCAUUCUUCUCACAAUCAGCCUCUGAAUCGAACUGGCCAAUUAUUAAAGGUGUUAGAAAGGGUCAUUUGGAGGGGGGAAAUAGUCGAACCACUUUUGGCUUCCUAAAGAAGCUUUCACUGGACGAUUCCUUAAAGAACCACUUUUGGAAAUGAACCUAUUUAAGAACCUCCACAUAAAGUAAUAUUUUUCAAGGAUUGUAUGUCAGUGCCAAGAAUCACAAUUCAUAGUAGUUACUGAUUAAGUCUAAAGCUCAUAACGAUUCCGUUUGAUUGCAGCUCUUUAGAAAACAAUUCAAUAGACUAUAAAAUCUCAUAUGUCUCAGUGAUAUUAUUAGAUUCAGGAUUAUUGUUUUGGGAUUAAUAAGAACUUUGUAAAAUACCAUUUUUACGUGUUGAAAAAAGCUAAAGGUUGUUAUUUUGGAGGAAAAUGAGCACACAAAUAUGAUUAUAAUAUUAGUGCAAUAUUAAUGUUAUUAUAUAUUCAAUCUUAAUGUUCCAAAAAUAAAUGCAGUUGAAUUAGCACCUUCCGAUCACUGCAUUAUUACAGCACUACUGUUUUUAUUGGCCAAGUAAGAUAUUACUCAGAGGUUUUGAUCUGUGAGCUACUGAUUUACACAUGUAUUAAUGUUCUGCAAUUAUAAAGCAAUAAUAUGUGUUGUCAACAAUGUAUAAAUGCACCAAUAUUGCCUUGAAAUGUAGCAAACAUUGUAUUUUUGUACUUUAAAUUUUGCUUUCCAGUCUCAGUUUGCCAUUGUUAUCUUUAUAUUUUCACAUUUCAUGAAUAAAACAUUCACAUAAAAAAAAAAUGAAAUCCA